Plutella xylostella (diamondback moth) is the source of this 1296-nucleotide messenger RNA. NCBI's taxonomy places the organism in Eukaryota, Metazoa, Arthropoda, Insecta, Lepidoptera, Plutellidae. The record is from RefSeq and is a predicted model, not a curated record.
GGUCGCCGCCUUUUGAUGUCGCGCGAGCGGCGCGGGCUGUGCAUGCGCAAGCUGUGCGCGCGCCUGCGCAACGCGCCGCCCCCCGCGCCCCGCGCGCCCCCCGCCGCCGCCCCCGGCCCCCGCGCCGCCCCCGCCCGCGCCUGCGCGCACUGCCGCCUGCCCGCCGCGCAGUGCCUGUGUCCUGAUGAACGAGUGCCGGCGGAUCAGUUCACGGCGGGCGUGUCGGUGGCGGGGUUCCCGGACUCUGCGUUCGCGCUGCUGGCGCGGCUGCUGGAGCCCGACCCCGCCGCGCGCAUCUCCGCCGCCGCCGCGCUCGCGCACCCCUUCAUCACCGGCACAGACCUGUGACCAGUGGCGCCCUCUAUUACCAAUAAUGUUGCCGUUGAGUAUUGUAUAAGAAACCCGCGAGUGUUCAUGCGACGUGAUAGUUAAAAUAAACUGGCCAAAAGCCAGUUGAGUCUGAUGUAUAAAGUAUAUUUUUGUAUUGACCAUUUCCAGACGUAUAUUGUGCCUAAAUUGUUAAUGCUAAGCUUUCGAGCUACUUGCCAAACUUACAGCAUCCCUAGACAUUUUGUCAGAUGUUAUUGCAGUAGUAAAGUUUGGAUCAACUUGACAAUAAAUUACUUAAAGUGACCUUACAUGGAACGUCAUACAUGUUUUAGUAUAAUGAGGAGAUAAUGUUUUCUGUUUCGUUUUUAUUAUGUUGAUUAUUACGUUAAACUUUUUCGAAAAUAAACCUUUAGUUUAGCUUUUAUAUUUGAUGCAAGAAUGAUUAGUUCUAGUUAUUUUAAUGAUCAAAUGGGGACAUCUUUUAGUUUAAUUUUGUCCUAUUAUCAAUGUCAUACCAUUGAAUUAAUGUUUAGUUACUAUUAUUGUUAUUAAGUCCGUUGAUACAAAGGGGUCAGUCGGUAGAACAAUCAUUUAUUUCUCACGUAUUCACUUAGAAGUAGUUAGAAAAUUUGUAUAAAAGAAUUUAAUAUAUUUUACUAUUCAGUAUAGCAAAUAAUGAGAAGACUUGUAAGUGCCUUGGAGAUAGCUGGAAAAAAUAUAUACAUAUUUUAUAUCCAAUUUUGUGAAAUUGUCUUCACACUUCACUUACUAUCGUUUGACUAAACUGACUGAUAGUAAGCAAUUUGUAACGAUAGGAAUAGAUUUGUACCAAUAUUAUUAAUUAUGAAGAUAACAUAGGGGAAGUUUUAGUUUCCGACUCAGUUACUCGGCUCUACCUCCGUAGUGUGUAGCGACAUGACUGUGUGCAGGGGCGGCGGCUCCGGGAGGAUCGCUCUAUACUGACGG